AUGUCGCAGCCGCCCUGGAACCAGCCCACGGGCCCGACUCACCAACCGCAAUUGAAAAUCUACAACUCGUUGACCCGAUCAAAAGUUCCCUUUGUCCCUCUUCAGCCUGAGCACAUCACCUGGUAUGCCUGCGGUCCUACCGUUUACGAUGACUCCCAUCUGGGCCAUGCCCGUAACUAUGUCACCACCGAUAUCAUUAGACGCAUCUUGCGAGACUAUUUCCAUUUCAAAGUUCGAUUUGUUAUGAACAUCACAGACGUCGACGACAAGAUCAUAUUAAGAGGGAGACAGAAACACCUCUACGACGCAUACAAGAAAAACCAUAGGUAUGACGAAGACUCAAACAGAGACGAGACUGGCUCUGAUCAAGAGACUAGAUACAUCGACGAUAAAGUUCGGCAGGAUGUGCGACAGGCGUGGCAUUACUACGUGCAGAAGAACCUGAAACGGAUCGGUCCCAAAACCCUUCUCACACCCGAGACCUUUGAUGGCGUCGUUGAGCACUUUUAUGGAGACAUACUCGCUGGAGGCAGUUUGGAGCCUGGCACGAAACCGGGAGACAAGGAGGCCAAAGUCAAGAUGCAUAUCAAUACAGCCCGAUCCACCGCCAAAGCCUUGCUGUCGGACCCGAAGAUGCUGACGCCACACGAAUUCUACGCCCGAGUCAAUGACCCGAUGUGCCUGGUACUAGAUGACCAAUUCGGGAAGAGCAUACGAGGAGAUGAUUACGCCGUGUUUACGAAAUUGACCAAGGAAUAUGAGAAUCGUUUUUUCCAGGACAUGCAUGACCUGAAUGUCUUGGACCCCGACGAUCUAGUGCGAGUGACAGAGCAUGGCAAAGAAAUUGCCGACUUCGUCAAGAAGAUUGCGGACAACAAAAUGGCAUACCGAACAACGGACGGCUCUGUUUAUUUUGACAUCAAGGCUUUCGAGUCUGCGGGAUAUCCCUACGCAAGGCUCGAGCCUUGGAACAGGAACGACAAAGAGCUACAGGCUGACGGUGAAGGCGCCCUGUCACAAAAAGACGGCACGUCGAAACGGUCUGAGGCGGACUUUGCCCUUUGGAAAGCCUCGAAACCUGGAGAGCCGAGUUGGGAGAGCGAAUGGGGUCCUGGUCGACCUGGAUGGCACAUUGAAUGCUCAGCGAUGGCUUCUGGGAAAUUGGGCCAGCAAAUGGAUAUCCAUUCUGGAGGUAUUGACCUGGCAUUCCCUCACCACGAUAAUGAACUCGCCCAGAGUGAAGCAUUCUGGUCCGAUGGAAGUCAUCGGCAAUGGGUCAACUAUUUCCUGCACAUGGGCCACCUGUCAAUACAGGGCUCCAAGAUGUCCAAGUCGCUCAAGAAUUUUACCACCAUUCGGGAAGCCCUUCACGUGCGCAAAGAAUGGACCCCCAGAAGUUUGCGUAUCAUCUUCUUGCUCGGGAACUGGAAAGACGGGAUAGAGAUCACCGAUGACAUGGUUGUGGAAGGUCGUAAUUGGGAAGAUCGAGUUGACAAUUUCUUUCUGAAUGCCAUCGAAAAUAUCAAGAAUGCUAAGGCCAGCAAUGACUACAAGGGCAUCAUGACAAUUCCACUACUUGACGCAGAAGAGAAAGUUCGCGCCGCACUACUCGACUCCUUCAAUACCCCCUUGGCGAUGAGCACGAUUUCUACCCUGAUCAAUGCCUACAAUAGCGCCAAAAAGUCGGACCUGACGGCGGAAGACCACCGAAAUACAGGCCUUUUCGUCACGAAAAUGGUCAACAUAUUUGGUCUGAACGGCAACGAGCCUGCGGAGACGGAGACGAUUGGCUGGAGAGGCAUUGACAUUCCCGACGUCGCCAAGGAGUAUGUCUACCCACUGGCCAAGAUGAGAGAUGAACUACGACAAGCCGCCAUAGCCAAGGCCAUCACGGCAGAAAAGGUGCAAGAGAUUGUUUCAACGUCGCCCGGACUUGAAGAGCCACCUCCUAGCGGGAGACCGCGGCCGUCGUACGCGCGGGCGUUAAGCGAGUUUAGCAGAAGCGCGCUUGAAGUGGCAUCGCCUGCUGAAAGUAAGGAUUUGAACAAACAGAUUCUGGCUUUGUGUGAUCGCGUCCGAGACGUCGAUCUCUGGCAACUCGACAUUUACCUCGAAGACCGCGAGAAUGCACCCUCACUGGUCCGACCAGUCACCGAGGGAUUAAAGGCCGCGCGACGGGAGCGGGAAGAAAAAGCCCGAGCCAAAGAAGAGGCCAAGAAGAAACGGGAACAAGAGGCUUUGGAGAAAUUGCAGAAAGGAAAACUCGCGCCGUCAGAGAUGUUCAAGCCGCCACAUUCGGAAGAAUUUUCGGCUUGGGACCCUGAUGGCGUGCCGACCGCGGCCAAGGAUGGAAGUGCUCUAUCUGCCAGCCGAGUCAAGAGGUUGAAGAAGGAAUGGGACGCUCAGAGAAAGGCGCACGAAAAGUAUUUGGCCGUCACGCAGCAGCAGCAGGCGCCGCCUCAGCAGAAUGGGUUGGCGGCCGGCGGUCAGCAGUCGUAG
Molecule: messenger RNA, 2499 nt
Organism: Exophiala spinifera
Lineage: Eukaryota; Fungi; Ascomycota; Eurotiomycetes; Chaetothyriales; Herpotrichiellaceae
Product: cysteine-tRNA ligase
Exons: 1
Coding region: 1-2499 (832 amino acids)
Biological process (GO): cysteinyl-tRNA aminoacylation
Cellular component (GO): cytoplasm
Molecular function (GO): cysteine-tRNA ligase activity; ATP binding
Source: RefSeq, a predicted model, not a curated record